This is a messenger RNA of Camelus dromedarius (Arabian camel), 2078 nucleotides long. RefSeq names its product glycine receptor subunit alpha-4 (gene GLRA4). NCBI's taxonomy places the organism in Eukaryota, Metazoa, Chordata, Mammalia, Artiodactyla, Camelidae. Gene Ontology annotation, cellular component: synapse; plasma membrane; neuron projection. The transcript has 7 exons. Bases 357 to 1382 code for a protein of 341 amino acids. Gene Ontology annotation, molecular function: excitatory extracellular ligand-gated monoatomic ion channel activity; transmitter-gated monoatomic ion channel activity involved in regulation of postsynaptic membrane potential; transmembrane signaling receptor activity. The record is from RefSeq and is a predicted model, not a curated record. Gene Ontology annotation, biological process: nervous system process; response to amino acid; regulation of membrane potential.
CCUCCAAGACUCUCCAGGGUUUGGAGAAUGAUUGCUGCCCAGAGAGAAUCUCCUUCAGCUCCCGGGCAGGGCAGGCUGGCUGAGGCCCUCCGGAGCCCCCGGGCGAGCCGGUAGGGUUCUCUGUGUCCAGAUCACUUCCAGGGGAAUAGUUCUAGCCCCUGACUGGUAACGACAGGGCAGAGGAGAAGAGAGCAGAAGAGGAGAGAGAGCGCAACUCCUCGCUCCGGGCCCCCCACUCCAGUUCCUUGCAAGGCUCCCAAGUAGGAGGAAGGCUUUGUACUUUGGGCUUUCCCGCCACCAGGAUAUCCCCUCUCACCUUGGCAGCCCUGCUGAGAAGGACUCCGGGUCCCCGCGGAAUGACCACUCUCGUUCCAGCCACCCUCUCCUUCCUUCUCCUCUGGACUCUGCCGGGGCAGGUCCUCCUCAGGGUGGCUUUGGCAAAAGAGGAAGUCAAAUCUGGAACCAAGGGGUCCCAGCCCAUGUCCCCCUCGGAUUUUCUGGACAAGCUUAUGGGGCGGACAUCUGGAUAUGAUGCCCGGAUUCGGCCCAAUUUUAAAGGCCCACCUGUGAAUGUGACCUGCAACAUCUUCAUCAACAGUUUUGGCUCCGUCACCGAGACGACCAUGGACUACCGGGUGAACGUCUUCCUGCGACAGCAGUGGAAUGACCCCCGCCUGGCCUACCGAGAAUAUCCUGAUGACUCACUAGACCUCGAUCCCUCCAUGCUGGACUCGAUUUGGAAGCCAGACCUGUUCUUUGCCAACGAGAAAGGGGCCAAUUUCCACGAGGUGACCACGGACAACAAGUUACUGCGCAUCUUCAAGAAUGGGAACGUGCUCUACAGUAUCAGGCUGACCCUCAUUUUGUCCUGCCCGAUGGACCUCAAGAACUUCCCUAUGGACAUCCAGACCUGCACAAUGCAGCUGGAGAGCUUUGGCUACACCAUGAAUGACCUCGUGUUUGAAUGGCUGGAAGAUGCUCCUGCUGUCCAAGUGGCUGAAGGGCUGACGCUGCCCCAGUUUAUCCUACGGGAUGAGAAGGAUCUAGGCUAUUGUACCAAGCACUACAACACAGGGAAAUUCACCUGCAUCGAGGUAAAGUUUCACCUGGAACGACAGAUGGGCUACUAUCUGAUUCAGAUGUAUAUCCCCAGCCUACUCAUCGUCAUCCUGUCCUGGGUCUCCUUCUGGAUCAACAUGGAUGCGGCCCCUGCCCGGGUGGGCCUAGGCAUCACCACCGUGCUCACCAUGACAACUCAGAGCUCUGGCUCCCGGGCCUCUUUGCCUAAGGUGAAGAGACAUGCAAGGGAACUUGCUUUCUGUAGAGCUCCCCAUUUCCCAUUCAUCCCGUUCCCUCCUGCUCCCUAUUCUCCUUGGAUUUAAGGUAGAGAAGAGCCAUUGUGCCAGAGCAGGUGGCUGCAUUCUCUUCCCACAGAACAUACUGCUAAUAAUAUUGCUAACUGUGUGGAAGCCAGGGCUGCAGCUGCUGUCUGGCUAGGGAACGAGUAGAGACAGUGCCUGACUUACUUUGACUUUCAGCAGGAAAUUCUAGCGUGUCCAAAAUCAAAAGACCCUUAGCAAGUAGGAAGUCCCACUCACUCAUGUUACAGAUGAUAGCAAUGCAGCCUAGAGAGGUAGAACGACCUUCUCAAGAUCAUGCCUUAUAAGAAACAAUCAAAGAAAUACAAGGAUUUUAAACCGACAUCCUUUUCUUGCUAUGUCAGAAAUUGGAUACUGUUUCACAGAGCUCUAGGGACAGUGUCCACUCUUUUGGGGGAGACAAAACCUUGAGGUAGCAAAUAGCAAUUAAAGUCAGUGGGCUCUGAUUGUCUGGGGCCUGGCAAUAUUUUGAUGAUGCAGAUAUUGUGCUGAUGGGACUGGGCCCAGGUUCUCCCUGCCUCGUGUCUUCAUAUUACAGAAGUUAGAGAUCAUCACCUCAGUGUCCUUACAGUCAGCAAGACUCUGAGAAAAUCAGGGAGCAAGCUCAUUCAUUCAUUCAAUAAAGAUUUAUUGAGCAAGUACUAUAUACCAGGAACUGUACUAAGCCAUGGAGAAAUAACAGGGAACAAAAACAACACA